AUGGACACCCAGACCACUACGGCCGAACCCCAACAUUCUUACCCUCCUAGCCCCUGGACCACGACAUCAACGACAUCCACGACGACUACGACGACGACAGCUACGACCCCAACCCCGAGCAGCCAUAGUGCUCCCGACGGCUCGCUCCUCGGCGACGCGGCUGCUGCACAGUUCCAGCAGCCCCAGAUAGACUUCUUCCCCUUUCUCCUCCCCCAGCAGUCUAACAUCUACCACGCUCAGCUCCUCCACUACAACAAGCUCAUCUCGCCCGCCCGGGGAGGCGGUCUACAAACGCCGCCGCUCGCUCCUGUCGUCUCAGCCCCCCACAUCCAAGCCGCGCCCCGGUCGCGAUCUGCGAGCAAGACGUCGCUGAAGGACGGCUCAGCCGGCAAGGGAAGCACAGGAGGAGGAGGCCAUGGGAGCAGGUCACAUCAGAACUCAGACAAGAGCCGUACGGUCAUAGCCUCCAAGGAGGUUCCGCCCAAGAUGGCUCCCAAGCAAGCGGCCGACCUGUCGAGGAACCUGCCGCGCCGACCAGCACCUCCCCAGCAGGCACACUCUAGUUCAGUGCCCUCUACCCCCCAUCAACACGCUCGUCAGUUCUCCUUCGAGGAUCGCGAACCCUCACCCACCGCCACUACAAACCACUCCCCCCGUUCCGCCUACUCCGAGACCAACAGCACUCUGCCGUCGCUGCGGCCCCUGCCCCCUCGAUUAGGAGGAUGCAAAUACGAAACUGCUCAGAUAAAUUCGAGAAGGAGGAUACCGUACUCUGUUGGCAACGACCGCCUCGAGAAGCUGGACUUGCGAACGGUCAAGAGCAAGCUGACUGAGGAGGAGGAGAGGAAGUUGGCUACGGAUAUGCGCGAAGUCUUCGACCGGCUCCUACCCACCGAUUCGGUUGAAGAGAACCGCAAGAAGCUGGUGCUAAAAUUGGAGACGAUUUUCAACGAUGAGUGGCCGGGACACGACAUUAAGGUGCAUCUCUUUGGCUCCUCAGGGAACCUGCUAUGUUCGGAUGACUCGGAUGUUGAUAUUUGCAUUACAACCCCGUGGCACGAUCUGGAGGGUGUUUGUAUGAUCGCUGACCUCCUGGCACGACGGGGGAUGGAAAAAGUAGUGUGCAUUUCCGCAGCCAAGGUACCAAUCGUCAAGAUCUGGGAUCCUGAAUUGGGCCUUGCCUGCGAUAUGAAUGUCAACAAUACUCUUGCGCUGGAGAAUACCCGCAUGGUUCGCACAUAUGUCGAGGCCGAUCCUCGAGUCCGACAAUUAGCGAUGAUCAUUAAGCACUGGACAAGAAGGAGGAUAGUUAAUGAUGCUGCUUUCGGUGGUACUUUGAGUUCUUACACUUGGAUCUGCUUGAUUAUCGCAUUCCUGCAGCUUCGGAACCCGCCUGUUUUGCCCGCCCUCCACCAGUCGCCACACAAGCUGGCCAAACCAGAUGGAGCCGUGAGCGACUUUGCAGAUGAUCUGAAAAAGCUCUCUGGGUUUGGUAGCAAGAACAAGUCCUCAGUGGCUGAACUUCUUUUCCAGUUCUUUCGGUUCUACGCGCACGAAUUCGACUACGACAAGCACGCCCUUUCUGUGAGAUCCGGAAAGCUGGUGACCAAGACGGAAAAGAAGUGGCAUUAUGCGAUCAACAACCAGCUUUGCGUCGAGGAGCCUUUCAACGUUAACCGAAACCUGGGCAACACUGCGGAUGAAUACUCUUUUAGAGGUCUGCAUAUGGAACUCCGACGAGCGUUCGACUUAAUCGCGGAGGCAAAAUUUGAGGAGGCAUGCGAGCAGUACAUUUUCCCCAAGGAAGAGGAGCGUGUUUGGACUCGACCGCCACCUCAGUCUAGGCCCGUUUUGUUACGGAGCUCUUCACAGACUCACUCGGGUCGUGGCGGGCGGGGCAACCAUCGAGGAGGGCGGCACAACAACAACUUCCACCGGAACAACGGGAACCCCAACCGACGAGCGUCAUCGAGUGUUCCGACUUACGACACCAACAGCAUGUUUAUCCAACCUGUCAACAUGCCACAGGACCUGCAAUGGUAUCAAAACGCGCAGUUUCCGUACCAGGUUACGCAGCAGGAUCUCAUGACACAUAUGGCCUACCAACAGCAACUGCACCUAUAUGCUCACUCCCCAGCAUUUAUGCAACAUCAGGCUAUGGGUCAACAGCAGCAGAGGAUGUCGACGGGCACCGCCUCCGGACAGCAGUCAGCGGACCGCUCUAGGACCAACUCGUUCGACAAUGCGCCCCUCAGCGCCCCAAUCCGACCCGACCUCUAUGCUCUUUAUGGCAUGACGCUCGGCUCUCCGUACUUCCCCCAAGCUGGCGCUGGUUAUGGACAGUAUCCUACCUCGCCUGCGGCUACGAACGGUGCAAACCAAGAUUUCCGUCGGUCUCUGCAACGGUCUGUUGUGACCAAUGAGGGAGGGGUCUCCGCGUCGAGCAGCUCCCUAAGAUCGCACUCUCAACCAGCAUCGCGGUCACCGUCAUCCCAGCCCACAACGGGCUAUUUCGGAAGUCAGUCGAUCAAUGUUGCAGCCAAUGCCUCGUCGAGAAAUCUUAAUGUUGGCCCGAUCCCGAAUUUCACUCCCGACGAGGGCGAUUUAGACGAAACGCCCAAGGCGACGCAUGCUGACUCGCCACAGUCGGAGGAGGGCAAGUAUUCUUCAUUCUACUUGACAGAGAACUCAAGUCCCAGUAAGCAGUCACAGCCUCAGCAAGCUCCUAAUGGCCUCGCGUUCAGCGACCUGGCAAAGGAGAAUUCUGGUCCAGGACGACGCCGGCUAUCGACAGAUCAGCAUCCCCAAACGAUUCUUGAUCGCAGGAUGAGGAGGACAUCGCGCUCCCCUUCACCACUUGGACAUGCCCGGGCAUUCUCAUCAGCCACAUCUUCGGCUCCCGCUACAUCAGUUCCCCAAAAUAGGAACCUCGCACGUCCCUUGGUAGUGAAUGGAUCUGGUCUGAAGACAAGUAUGACCAAUACCAGCCCGCGUCAUCCCUCUGGAACGGAGAGCAAUGCGUCGGAGGAUUCUGGAACCUCGAGCUUCGAUAAUGCUCUCCUGGGGACUAUUGGCAAUACGGUCACAGGCUGCCAAGCUGACGGCUCUAUCACUACACCCGUCGCUGCCCCGGUCAGACAAGAUCCUUCGCCGACUCAAAGUGCCUCUGAUCGAGCACCAGUAGUCGCGAACGGGUCUAAUGCGCCGACCGCCGCUGCCGUGGCCACUGCGCCACCUGAGAAUGCCUCAUUUCAAGAGCGCAUUGCGAUGAUGAGCUCGUAUUACCUGAAUUCACCUCAGACUGCUCAAGAACCCACAGCUGUUGGAACCUCGCGGCUCUCGCCCUCUACCCGACAGCGAUUAAUGUCUCGGCAACCACAGAAUGGAGUGAUUGCUCCCCUCGACCUCGCAAUUUCAGACCACCGCAUUGAGCACCCAGUUGGGCCUGAAUUUUCGCACCUUUCUCCCGUGUACGAAAAUCGAACGCCGUCACCAACUGUCAUCCGAAAACCAGAUGGUCCUCUAAAACAGGAAAAGGGCAGCGCGCAGUCUAACGCGAAAGCAGGUCGAGGAGAUGCCUUCAAGACAAACACGAAGCCAGAUGAACGAGCACAGGAGGGCCCGAAAUCUCAGAAGUCACAGAAGCCAACUACUCAGGCGCAACGUUUGAACGGGUCGAAAGAAAAUGGCCAUGUUCGUGGUGCAAAGAGCGAGAGUGAUGGAGGAUGGCAAAAGGCCGGUGGCAAAGGAAAGAAAAAGGGCGCCAACGGUGCCAACGGUGUCAACGGGAUCGUCCAGCAAGCUAGCGAACAGCUUCCCAAACUUGAAUCGGAACGAAAGGGCGGUUAA
Messenger RNA from Ilyonectria robusta, 3849 nucleotides. RefSeq lists its product as uncharacterized. Gene Ontology annotation, molecular function: nucleotidyltransferase activity. Lineage: Eukaryota; Fungi; Ascomycota; Sordariomycetes; Hypocreales; Nectriaceae. The record is from RefSeq and is a predicted model, not a curated record. The transcript has 4 exons. The coding region runs from base 1 to 3849 and encodes 1282 amino acids. Gene Ontology annotation, biological process: RNA 3'-end processing.